AUGGCGGGCCUCUUAGAACGCUAUCUCAACCAACUCUUAGAUAAUGCGGAAGUGAAGAGCUAUUGUAGACAGUUCCUGACCAGCAAACCAGGAAUAUGUAGAUUUAUCAAUCCCAGUCGCACCGAUCCUCACGAGAGAGUGAGUGAGUGGGUAUAUAAUCCCACAGGAGCUUGGGAUGAGGUGAAAAAUAAACAGGGAAUAUAUUCAUUAACCAGAGGGGCCUGUAUAGAUAUAAACAACUGGUUAACCACCUUAUCACCCCAAGAGGCCGCGAACUCAAAAAAUCUAUAUGCAGGUUGUCAAUAUGACCAAUACAGGAAUAAUAGAAAAUUAACAGAUAACACAGGCAAUUGUCAGCCAAAAAAGGAGGCAAAUAACUGGGCUGAUUACAGCCAGAGUAGGACUCUAUCCUUGUGGCAAAGUCACCAGAAAUCCUUACAGGUGUGCAUGGACAUAAUGAGGAUAAUAUUAUUAGAAUUAGGUCUAACCGUGAGUGGAGCCAGGGUAAAAAUUGAUGAAGGAGAAGGUUCUAACAGGUGUGGAAAAAUAUACACGUCACUAGAGAAGUGGGGAGGGACCUGGGUCGCGCGGAGUAUAAUGAAGCAAUGGUUCGCAGUUGAUGACAAGCACCAAAAACUCCAACAAAGUUUUGCUUUAUCUGGGACAGAUCUCUACGAAGUUAUGACAGAGCAAGUAUCAGGGGUACAUAAGGGUGACAAAGAAACCGAAUGUCUUCUGGAGGGGACUUCUCAACCCGGGGGCCCACUGUCCACAGUGGUUUAUAAAACAAAAAUACGGGAGGAUAUCAAAGGGACCGAAGAUACUCGCCAUUCCUUUCAGGUUAUAUGGGAAUCGAUGACGAAGAAAGCAGAGCAGGAGCAGGAACAAGUGAACGAGAUACAUGACUCCGACAACCAAGGCGGAGGAAUAAUCUGGGGAAUAAUCCCAAGCCUAAUACUAGCAGGGGCCAGUGGUUAUGGAAUAUACAGAAUUAUAAAAACAAAAAAGUCUCCAAAGGUCAGAGCUACCAUGAAAGGAUCAACCAGGGAGCUACCCCUUACAGCGAACUCUACAGUGAGGAAAGACUUGUCUUAUGUCAAAUCAAGUAUCUGA
This is a messenger RNA of Plasmodium inui San Antonio 1, 1113 nucleotides long. RefSeq lists its product as hypothetical. Bases 1 to 1113 code for a protein of 370 amino acids. The transcript has 2 exons. Lineage: Eukaryota; Apicomplexa; Aconoidasida; Haemosporida; Plasmodiidae. The record is from RefSeq and is a predicted model, not a curated record.